Messenger RNA from Lasiosphaeria miniovina, 829 nucleotides. RefSeq lists its product as uncharacterized. NCBI's taxonomy places the organism in Eukaryota, Fungi, Ascomycota, Sordariomycetes, Sordariales, Lasiosphaeriaceae. The transcript has a single exon. The record is from RefSeq and is a predicted model, not a curated record. Bases 192 to 743 code for a protein of 183 amino acids.
UAGACCCUUACCCAAUUGUUCCUGGCUUCCAGGGUUGGAGGUUUCCCCACGGAUCCAUCCCUGAAUCGUGGCCUUCGGUUAUCCCUUCCCAAAACUCGAACCAAGAUUGUUCUCUCACGAACUCCAGAUACUCGGUUGAACCUGCUCAUCUUGUCCCGAAAUCAGAACGAGAUUAGUAUAUCCGGAAUGAGAUGCACAAAUACGGUGGGGUCUAUGGCGACAUCGACGACGCAGGAAACCUUAUUCCCCUCAGACAAGAUCCACACACUACGUUUAACAGUCAUCGAUCGUUCGUCAUUGUCCCAAAGGAGGUCGCCAUACGCUCUGAGACUUCUGUCGACUCGGGCCGGGAAUACGUCGUACACCACUUCUCAAUGGAUGAUGAAGAAGUAUGGCGCUCGCACCAUACGGUAAUUAUUGAGACCCUCCACCGUCGAGCUCGCCCUUAUAUCUUCGCCCGUUUCGCUUGGGCGGUAUUCUCCAAAUUCAAAUUCUUCGUUAUCGCAGGAUUAAGACGUCGAACCAUCCGCCUUGUUAAAGAUACAGGGAGUGGAAAUAUUGCGUAUCAGACAGAUUGGGCUGGUGGGGACGACCUCUUCUCGCUGUACAGUGCUGGGAGAUCCCAAAGCGUAAGCUCGAAGAGGAAGAAGACCCAGGGGGAAGGUUCCAUCAGUCAGGCGGGAAGUAAUAAAGCGGCCAUAAGGUGUACCGCUAACGCGGCGUCACUGCCUCUACCUAGGUAAGGUAGGUACGUUACCCACGUAGAAGCUACUAAUUGAAGUACUUAACUGCCUACCUAGAUGUUGAAAUCUACGGAGCAUGGUCAUUU